GCAGCGGCGGCGUCCGAGCUGUGUGUCGGGCCGGGGCCGUUUUCUCUUGCUUCUCUUCUCCUCUCCUCGAUAAACCUUCUCUGCUGCGAUGCCAAGGGGCGGCCGGAGCCGCACGUCCCGCGUGGCGCCCCCCGCCAGUCGGGCACCAGCAAUGAGAGCUGCGUCACCAGCACCUGCCGCUCGGGCACCUGUCCCGGCAGCAGCACCGGCUUCUGCUGUGGCUAGUCCUGCACCACAGCAGCCUGGCCUGAUGGCACAGAUGGCUACAACUGCUGCUGGAGUUGCUGUAGGCUCCGCUGUAGGCCAUACCAUAGGUCAUGCCCUUACAGGAGCGUUUAGUGGAGGAAGCAGCCCUGAAGCUGCCAGGCCUGAUAUUACUUACCAGGAGCCUCAGGCUGCUCAGCCUGCCUACCAGCAGCAGCAGCAGUCGCAGUUUGCUCCUUGCCAGUAUGAAAUGAAGCAAUUCCUGGAAUGUGCGCAGAAUCAGACUGACCUCAAGCUGUGUGAGGGUUUCAGUGAAGUUCUGAAGCAGUGCAGGUUUGCUAAUGGUUUAGCCUAAAUCCUCAGAACAAGGCUGAUGAAGACCACCUUACAAGACCUGACUUAUGAAUGAUAAAAAAGCUUCAGUAAUAAAGUCUAAAGCUGUCUGAUAUCUUGUUAGUUCAUAUAUUCACACUGUCAUCUUCAUGGCUUGAUUCUUGCUGUAGCAGCUACAGACAUGAUACAACUUAGAGCCGCUGCAAAUUACUUAGCACAAAACAGAAGAAUGAAUAAUAAAAUGGAAUGAGCUAAUAUGUGGAUUAACUGGUUUGCUGAUUGUUGCUGAAUGUAAGUGAUGUGGUGUUUAAAUAAACCUCUCUCUCGAAGUA
Molecule: messenger RNA, 869 nt
Organism: Pogoniulus pusillus (Red-fronted tinkerbird)
Lineage: Eukaryota; Metazoa; Chordata; Aves; Piciformes; Lybiidae
Gene: CHCHD2
Product: coiled-coil-helix-coiled-coil-helix domain containing 2
Exons: 4
Coding region: 89-559 (156 amino acids)
Biological process (GO): mitochondrion organization; positive regulation of transcription by RNA polymerase II
Cellular component (GO): mitochondrion; nucleus
Molecular function (GO): sequence-specific DNA binding
Source: RefSeq, a predicted model, not a curated record